UGCCAACAUGAUCAUCUCAAGAACACUGAACCUUUAAAUAGCACAACUACAUAUGUAUGAAAGGUUAAAAUGAGAUACCCAGGCCAGAGAACCCUGAUUGGCACAAUUUGUUUUAUGGAAAUAUCGGUGUACGGUUUUCAUAUCAAUUUAUCGCCGCAUCGCCCUUGAUUCCGAAAAGUAACUACCCUAAAUUGAGGCAUGCCUAAAUGAGGCACCUUUAUCGCCAUUCUUUGUCAAGGCACACCUACUUUUCAAUUUUGUUGCCCUGAUCUUCUCAUUUUCUGUUCAAUCUUGUACUCUCGUUGCACUCUUGGUGUUAUUAUCUCCAACGCUUCCCCUUUUCGCAUGUUUCGCUCCACGCCUCAGCUCGUGUUACUUGCCAUCCUCAGUUGUAAUACAGCGCCAAGACUUACAUAACUUACAAGACUAUGGCAAAUGACAAGAGAACGUCCGUCUUCGAGGCAGACGAAAAUGCAGUCUACCCAGCAACCAGUCCUCAAGACGAUGGCAACCUCACAACUCAUACGCCGCAGGAGGAGGCUCGCGUUGUUCGGAAGCUGGAUCGGAAUUUAAUGUCCCUAUUCUUCGUACUAUACAUGCUGGCUUUCCUCGAUCGUGGGAACAUAGGAAAUGCGAGAAUUGCGGGCAUGGCCACUGAGCUUCAUCUCGACAGUGUUAGAUACCAAUGGCUCCUUAAUAUCUUCUACAUCACCUACAUCAUUUUCGAGUUUGGGGUCCUUCUAUGGAAGAUAUUCCCUCCCCAUAUCGUCGGCACGGUCGUCGUGUUUGGAUGGGGUCUGAUUUCCACGGUACAGUCUGGCGCUCAUGACUGGCAUGGUAUGAUGGCAUUAAGAUUCUUUUUAGGUGCUUUCGAGGCCUGUUAUGCACCCGGCAUCAUAUUUCUACUAUCAUUCUUUUAUCUAAGACAUGAGAUUGGAUUCCGAUGCGGUCUCUUUGCCUCGGCAGCGCCGUUGGCCUCGACAUUCGCAGGUGCCCUCGCAUACGGAAUCACUAGCGGACAUUCCCAUCUCGCCAACUGGCGCUUACUCUUCCUCGUUGAAGGACUCCCCACCAUACUCAUGGCUGCGGUUGCCUUCUUUUUCAUUCCCGACUCUCCCGAGAAGGCAAGGUUUCUGAAUGCGAAGGAAAAGGAAAUUGUCAGAUCAAGGGCUAUGCGCCAAGUUGGUACUGAUGCCAAUGCCAGAAUCGGUGGCUUCAAGCUCAAGGAUAUUGGCCUCGUUUUCUUGGACCUGAAGGCCUGGCUGUGUGGGCUCAUGUACUUUUGCGGGAACGUCACCUACUCCAGCUUGCCUGUUUUCCUUCCAACCAUCCUACAAGAUAUGGGCUAUACCGCAAUCAAUGCCCAAGGCUUAUCCGCUCCCCCAUCAUUCGCCGCCUUUUUGUUCGCUUUGAUCACAACCUGGAUUGCAGACAAGACCCAACAACGCUGUCUCGUCAUUACUGUCACUUCCAUUGUGGGAGGGGCUGGAUACAUAAUUCUUGCCACCGUUGAGACGGUAGGGGUUCGUUAUUUCGCUACAUUCUUAGCGUCUGCUGGAGUUUUCUCUACAAUCCCUAAUAUCCUCGGCUUGACCCUAAACAACCAGGGCAGCGAUACUCGACGUGGAAUGUCCAUCGUUCUUAUCAACCUCAUCGGUCAAUGCGGUCCAUUCUUAGGAACCAAUAUCUUCCCCACGAAUGAGGGGCCAAGAUACAUCAAGGGCAUGAGUAUCUGCGCUGGUUUCAUGUUCUUCUCGGCCCUUCUCGCUCUGGCCCAACGACUACUCCUAAUGUGGGAGAAUUCUAAGUUGGAUCGCAAGUACGGCACCACUGUGAAGACUGGCAACGGGACUGAGGUACAAGACGUUGCCGUAGAAAACUAUGGGCCCAAAUUUCGAUAUGUUCUUUGAGGCGCCGUUCUUCAACAACUCGAUGGCCAAUAUUGAUCUUCCCCGAUCUCUCAUCUGUCGCCUACUUUCCAGGGGCAUUUUGGAAGCAUUCACACUACCUAGGUAGAUAAGUAUGGGAUGAGGUAGUUAAUUUCACUAGAUGUUUGGUACCUCUCUAGUAGGUAGCCCUGAAGAUAAUGCGAAUGCCUUGUCCAAGAACCAUUCAAAGUUUCACAGUAUUUAUGACGAUAGUGCACUCGAUCACAUUGAAGAAUUGGGAUCACAAGGUAAAGUUGCUGUAAAGGAGUAUAAUCAGCCUACAGUAUCCAGAAUAAAUAUGAGAUACUAGGUAGCCUCCGAAUAUGUUCUGCGAUUAAGGUAUGUGGUAUGUUGGUAAUAUAAAUGUCGAUUGCUUCAGCCUUAAGCUAGAACAAGCAGGAAUUGACAUCAACUUUGUUAAUCA
This is a messenger RNA of Hypoxylon fragiforme, 2352 nucleotides long. Its product is annotated as MFS general substrate transporter. Gene Ontology annotation, molecular function: transmembrane transporter activity. Bases 429 to 1910 code for a protein of 493 amino acids. Gene Ontology annotation, cellular component: membrane. The transcript has 5 exons. The record is from RefSeq and is a predicted model, not a curated record. NCBI's taxonomy places the organism in Eukaryota, Fungi, Ascomycota, Sordariomycetes, Xylariales, Hypoxylaceae. Gene Ontology annotation, biological process: transmembrane transport.